Dinoponera quadriceps is the source of this 1593-nucleotide messenger RNA. It is a transcript of the gene Prp18, whose product is annotated as pre-mRNA-splicing factor 18. Gene Ontology annotation, cellular component: U2-type post-spliceosomal complex; U5 snRNP; U4/U6 x U5 tri-snRNP complex. Lineage: Eukaryota; Metazoa; Arthropoda; Insecta; Hymenoptera; Formicidae. The coding region runs from base 203 to 1210 and encodes 335 amino acids. The transcript has 4 exons. The record is from RefSeq and is a predicted model, not a curated record. Gene Ontology annotation, biological process: generation of catalytic spliceosome for second transesterification step; RNA splicing.
GACCACGCUCGCGAUCGUUGCAAGCACCAAACAGAACCGCAAAAUUCUACGAUUUGACAUCACCGCCCCUCAUCAGUACUUACGGAACUUUCCAGUGAUUGUUUUGUGUUUUAAAUUCCCUUCGACUACCGAGCAAAACAAUUACCACAGUGUAAUAUAAAAUUGCUUCUUGACGUUUUCCGUUAUUCUCGUCAUUAACGAAAUGGAUAUACUGAAAGCAGAGAUAAUGAGAAAACGUAAGGAGCUGGAGGACAGUCACAUUCUGGACAACCACAAAAAGUACUUCAAGAGAAGUCAAUUGAUAUCGAAGGAAGAGGAAGUACGCGAAACCGACAAAAGGAACAACGAAGUCGCACCGUCGAGCGUGAGUCGUCAGUCAGAAGAAUGUGUAACAGAUAGCUCCGAACAUCUGAUGCUAUCUAGACAAGAAGUAAUCAGACGGUUACGCGAACGAACUGAGCCUAUAUUAUUGUUCGGAGAAUCAGAGUUGGAAGCGUUCAAGAGGUUAAGGAAAUGCGAGAUCCUGGAGCCAGAAGUGAAUAAAGGCUUCAGAAAUGACUUUCAAGAGGCUAUGGAACAAGUGGAUCAAGCAUAUCUUAAUGAGAUUUUAACAUCCUCCAAGUCUCAAAGUCUCGAUGGAAAGGGAGAUGUGAACGUGCCUGAUGAGGGAGUUACUUACGAGGACAUAGAGAAGAUGUCGACUAAACUGAACAAGGGGGACAAGGACUUCGACAUGAAUGUUAUCACUCUGUUCGUACAAUAUCUGGUCCAAAUAUGGGGCAAUCAGUUAAACAGUCGAACAGCUGCUGAAAAGAUAAGCACCAAGGGCAAGAUGAACAGUGCUACCUAUGCUCAAACAAGAGAAUACUUAAAGCCGCUUUUGAGAAAGUUGAAGAAUAAAUCCCUUCCGGAAGAUAUAACCGACAGUUUGACAGAGAUUGUUAAACAUUUGCUGCAACGUAAUUAUAUACUGGCUAGUGAUGCUUAUUUGCAAAUGGCUAUAGGUAAUUCCCCUUGGCCCAUCGGUGUAACUAUGGUCGGUAUUCACGCACGUACCGGAAGAGAGAAGAUUUUCUCAAAAAAUGUCGCUCAUGUUAUGAAUGACGAGACUCAGAGGAAGUACAUCCAAGCACUCAAGAGGCUGAUGACUAAGUGUCAAGAAUAUUAUCCUACGGACCCUUCACGUUGUGUAGAAUAUUCAAAAAGUUAAGUACAAACAGACAAAGGCUUAUGUGAUACAAUGUAUAAAAUGGAAUACAAUAAUUAUUUCAAGUAGUAUAUGUAUAUAUAUACUCGUAUACAUAAUAGAAAUACAAACGCGCAUUGUUACUGCUGAGAAGACCCGAUUAAAUCUUAAUAAAUUUUUUUUUUUAUGAGAUUGAUUAUGGACAACUAACAAAUAAAUUAUUAAACAUCUUAUAUCAGGUAAGAUUAUUAAUAAUUUAUAAUUUUUUAAACAAUCAAAUAUACUAGGAUUAUGAGAUAAUAAAGUUAUUGGAGCGACUUAUUGUAUAUAUUAAUAUAUUAGAAUAUAUUUAUUAUAUUUGAGUAUAUUUAUUAUAUUAUAUUUGCAUACGUAAUAGACUGAAACAC